GCGUGUAGUUAGUAUUCUCAAACGACGGCGAGAGGCUGCGUGCUCGUUAUGGAUUUGAGUUAGCCUACCUGUAGACUGGCUGAACACUACAUCUUUAACUUAUUUCAUAAAUCCGAGGAGUGGGCGAUGCUGAAGAAAAACUGGCCAAAGUUCGCUAUCUCGAGAGAGAAUUGAGACCCGCUGGUGUAGGAGAAACGUCGACGGAAGGAGUACAGCGACACCGCUAAAAGAGAGAGAGGGGGAGAGAUACUAAAGGUCUGUUGGGAAUUUAAAACUGAGUAGUGUGCGCCGGUAAAGAUGGAUGGAAAUGGUGCGGGUCCGAGAAAAAACGCUCAGAAUCACGAUGCCAAAGGAUCUGGUAAAACCUUUUUGGUUCACAACCGCUCUGGAAAUCACCUUCCAGAGCAAGAGCAGCAGUCUGCAAUGAAGGGGGAUGAAAAGUACAGCCCCGUACCCCUCUCAGAGAAAGGGGUGGACAUCAUUAACAUCAAGGGCAUCGAGGACAUAGGAGAUGUCCAGCAGGAUUCCAUCCUGCUCAACUCCCUGACGCCCGAGGAGAGCGCGCAAUGCCGGCAGGGCCUCUACUUCCAGGACGGCCAGCGGCGGGUGGACUACGUGCUCACCUACCAUGUGAAGAAGCCGAGUGGCUCGCGCUCUCGUCGCCACUCAUCACGGCUCACCGACAACGCACUCGCCCGAAGCCUGCGCCGUAGCCUGGAGCGGAGCCUGCGGCGCAGCCGGGCGCCGCCACCACCAAGGGACGACCCCGAGGUCGCUGCACAGGAGCACAGCCUCGACUACCACGAGGAUGACAAGCGCUUCCGCCGUGACGAGUUUGAGGGCAACCUGCGUGAGAUGGGGCUGGAGCUGGAGAAGGCCGAGGACACCAAAACACCUGGGGUGGGAUAUGUGAAGAUACAUGCCCCAUGGCAUGUUCUUUGCCGAGAGGCCGAAUUCAUGAAGCUGAAGAUGCCCACGAAAAAAGUAUAUGAGGUGAAGCAGGGAAGCAAUCUGGUGGAGAAGAUCAACGCGUUCAUCCACAAAGUGACAGAACCUCUGCACCCGAAAGUGGAGGAGAACAGGACACAACAUGUCAAGCACCUUUCCUACCCCUUCUCCAGAGAAAAGCAGCAUCUGUUUGAUUUGUCAGACAGAGACUCCUUUUUUGACAGUAAAACCAGGAGCUCAAUAGUUUUUGAAAUAUUGAAACGCACAAAAUGCACAAGAGCGAAAUACAUCAUGGGAAUCACCAGCCUGCUUGCUAAUGGGGUUUACAUGGCUGCUUAUCCUUUACAUGAUGGAGACAUAGACGGUGAAAAUGUAGAUCCCAACGACAGGAAGCUCUUGCGUGAAGAGUGGGCAAGUUACAGUGUCUUCUACAAGUACCAGCCUAUUGGACUGAUCAGGAAAUACUUUGGGGAGAAGAUUGGCCUUUACUUCGCCUGGCUGGGGGUGUACACCCAGAUGCUUAUCCCCGCCUCGCUGGUGGGGGUCAUUGUGUUCCUGUAUGGUUGUGCCACCGUGGAUGACGACAUUCCCAGCAUGGAGAUCUGUGACUCAAGGCAUAACAUCACCAUGUGUCCGUUAUGCGACCGGGCCUGCAGCUACUGGAAGCUGAACACAGCCUGUGGCACAGCGAGGGCCAGCCACCUCUUUGACAACCCUGCCACUGUCUUCUUCUCCAUCUUCAUGGCCCUGUGGGCGGCCAUGUUCAUGGAGCACUGGAAGAGAAGGCAAAUGAGGCUGAACUACAUCUGGGAUCUGACCGGCUUUGAGGAUGAGGAGGAAGCGCUGAAGGACCACCCACGUGCAGAAUACGAGUUCCGUGUCAUGCAGAAAUCACUGAGAAAGGAACGAAAGUCUCACAAGAUCUCGAAGCCUCCGGAGAUAGUGGAGGAGCCCACAAACAAAUGGAAGGAGACUGUUCAAACAGCCAUGGCUGGGCUCAAGCUGACAGAGAAAGAAAAGCUAACUUGCAGAGACAGACUUCCCGCCUAUAUGACCAACUUAGUAAUGAUGUUGUUAAUGAUUGGCGUGACCUUUGCCAUCGUGUUCGGCGUCAUCCUGUACCGGAUCUCCACCAAGGCCGCCCUGCAUAUGAGCUCCAACCCCACCACCCGCUCCAAUGUGCGGGUGACCGUCAAGGCCACCGCCGCCAUCAUCAACCUGGUGGUCAUCCUCAUCUUAGAUGAGGUGUAUGGGGCAAUCGCCCGCUGGCUCACCACACUCGAGGUGCCAAAGUCUGACAAGAGUUUUGAGGAGAGACUGAUCUUCAAGACAUUCAUCCUGAAGUUUGUAAAUGCCUUCACCCCUAUUAUUUACAUAGCUUUCUUCAGGGGCAGGCUUGUUGGUCGUCCAGGAAGUUAUCUGUAUGUUUUCGAGUCUUACCGCAUGGAGGAGUGCGCGCACGGGGGCUGCCUGAUGGAGCUCUGCAUCCAGCUCAGCAUCACCAUGCUGGGCAAGCAGCUCAUCCAGAAUAAUCUGUUUGAGAUUGGCAUCCCGAAACUGAAAAAGCUGAUAAGGUACAUCAAGUCAAAGAGGGGCACCUUCCAGGAGGAGGAACAUGAUAAGAAGUUGCAGCGCUACGAGACAGACUAUUUCCUGGAGCCUUUCUCUGGCCUCACCCCUGAGUACAUGGAGAUGAUCAUCCAGUUUGGCUUUGUGACCUUGUUUGUGGCCUCCUUUCCCCUGGCACCGCUGUUUGCCCUGCUGAACAACAUCAUCGAGAUUCGUCUGGACGCAAAGAAAUUCGUGGCGGAGCUCAGGAGACCAGUAGCUGCGAGAGCAAAAGACAUUGGUAUCUGGUACAAUAUCCUCAGAGGGGUCGCCAAAGUGGCAGUUAUCAUCAACGCGUUUGUGAUCUCGUUCACCUCAGACUUCAUCCCGCGUCUGGUCUACCAGUACAUGUACAGUCCGGAUGGCUCCAUGCACGGCUUCGUCAAUCACACUCUGUCCUACUUCAACGUCAGCGACUUCCAGAAAGGCAAGGAGCCAGUGGAUCCCUUGUUUCUGGGCCACCAGGUUGAGAUCUGCAGGUACAAAGACUACAGGGAGCCUCCAUGGUCGCAAACGCCAUAUGAAAUCUCCAAGGAAUUCUGGGCUGUGCUGGCAGUCCGGUUAGCCUUCGUCAUUGUUUUCCAGAAUGUGGUGAUGCUGAUGAGUGACAUCGUGGACUGGCUAAUCCCAGACAUCCCCAAGGACAUCAGCCUGCAGAUCCACAAAGAAAAGAUCCUGCUGGUGGAGCUCUUCAUGAAGGAGGAGCAGGGCAAGGCACAGAUUGCGGACAGCAUGGGCCCGCGGGGCGGGAAGGACAGCUGCAACAACCACAGCCCUGCAGCCCGGCCGCGCUCUGCCACACACGCGCACACGCACGACAGCGGCGUCUAGCACCGCCUGCCCCUCCGCCCGCAUGAUCGCCCGUCCACUCGCUCCUCCACCCACGCCCUCGCCGUCACCCUUGCCCGGACAUUCCACAGAACGAGAGGUGCUCCUGCAGAGGAGGCGGGGCAGCGCUGGCGACCGCUGCAGCCGGCUACUCUUUCUGCUAUCACUUCACCCCACUGCCAAUCACAGCCAGGUCACACGCACAUUUCAAAAGCUGUGAUCUCACCAGAGAUGGAGACUGAGAGGGGGUAUUUGUUUUUCUUUUUGCACAAAUGCAGGGAAACAAUUUUUUUAAUCCAGUUUGUC
Messenger RNA from Megalops cyprinoides (Indo-Pacific tarpon), 3690 nucleotides. Its product is annotated as anoctamin-1-like. The record is from RefSeq and is a predicted model, not a curated record. Gene Ontology annotation, cellular component: plasma membrane. Gene Ontology annotation, molecular function: chloride channel activity; protein dimerization activity. Gene Ontology annotation, biological process: chloride transmembrane transport. The coding region runs from base 298 to 3387 and encodes 1029 amino acids. Lineage: Eukaryota; Metazoa; Chordata; Actinopteri; Elopiformes; Megalopidae. The transcript is spliced from 28 exons.